AGUAUUUUUUCUUAUCUCAGUUACGAGUAAUGUAUUAUUUGUAAACACUACACAAAUCGCGUUUACAGAACAAGAUUUUACAUUUUUUCUUGAUUUUAUAAAAAUUACAAAUGGAUUUUGAAGAAUCAUUUAUGAAUGCUCAAGAUUUUGAUGGUCUUGUACAAGUAGAACAAGCUCAAGAAAUGAAAGAAGGUACCACUCCACCAACAGUAACUAACAAACGUGGUCGAAAGCCUGGCAAGAAAUCUAGUGACAAAGUUGAUAUAAAAGCUAAAUUAGAACGUAGCAGACAAAGUGCUCGUGAGUGUCGAGCUAGAAAAAAGCUACGCUACCAAUACUUAGAAGAAUUGGUUACUGAUCGUGAAAAAGCUGUUUUUUCAUUAAGACAAGAACUUGAUAAGUAUCGUUUAUGGUGUCUUGAAAUAGAUGAAGGAAGAAUUCCUGAAGGAUUACCAGGGUUGUUGGAGGAAUUUGGAGCCGUCAAACAGGAGUCGGUUAAUAUUCUUAAUAUGUGAUUAUUUGUUUUUAUUUUAUUAUUAUAUGUGCCAUUUUCCUUCUGCAUCUAUUUGUUUUACAAAGAUAAUUUUUUUAUUACUAUAUAACUUUGUAUUUAAGAAACAUUUUUGAUUAUAAUUAUUAAAAAUUGUACACAAUUGUUGAAAUUUCUGACAUUUGUGUAACUAAUGACUGUUUCAUGCUCAUGGAGUUAUCAUAUAUUGAUCAUGGAGUAAACAACUAAAUUGUUUUUUUCCAAGAUUUUUUAUUUUUUUGGUUAGGUUAAUAAUAUUAGUUAUACUUUGUGUUUAUUUUUGAUAAUUUAAAAAUUUAUUGAUAUAAAUUUGUGUAAGUUACCCUAUUGUAUGUUUAGAGAAAAAUAUUACAUUUCUCAAAGUUAUUUUAAUAAAAGUCAUUUAUUUAUA
Molecule: messenger RNA, 920 nt
Organism: Daktulosphaira vitifoliae (grape phylloxera)
Lineage: Eukaryota; Metazoa; Arthropoda; Insecta; Hemiptera; Phylloxeridae
Gene: REPTOR-BP
Product: REPTOR-binding partner
Exons: 4
Coding region: 111-515 (134 amino acids)
Biological process (GO): regulation of DNA-templated transcription
Cellular component (GO): nucleus
Molecular function (GO): DNA-binding transcription factor activity
Source: RefSeq, a predicted model, not a curated record